This is a messenger RNA of Coregonus sp. 'balchen', 12193 nucleotides long. NCBI's taxonomy places the organism in Eukaryota, Metazoa, Chordata, Actinopteri, Salmoniformes, Salmonidae. The record is from the annotation of a GenBank genome assembly.
AUGGUCAGACGAGUCGGUCCAACUCGAGCUGGAGAGUUUCCUGUGUUCAACCGAAUAACGGACAUCCUGCGAGAAAAAGGCAUCUAUCGCACCGGCGACCAGUGCAGGGAGAAUAUCAAAAAGAUGAAACUGGAGUACCGCCACAUCAAUGACAACCACAGGAUGAUGUAAUGGACCGGGUCUUAACGAACCACCCGGCCAUAGACUACUUCUCUUUGGGCAGUGCUGUUAUAGCCCACUAGGUCCUCCAGAGCUCCCCUAGUGGUGCAGACGCAAACCUCCAUGGUCUGCCAGGUGGUGCCUUUGGUUCCGCUGCUUCGGGCGGGUUCUUGUUUGGUCAUCCGCCCAGGCCGGGGGAGCUGCUGGAGAUCAAUUGCGAGGAUGCAGAGUCCGAGAAUGGACUGCUGAACUCCGAUGCUGCGUCCCCAGAACUGCUGUAUCAUAUCGGGUUUGGAGAUGAGCAUGACACCAAUGGGAAGUCUGCCGGACUGGAUCAAGAAGGCCCGGUCGAGAUGGUGUGAGGAGAGCACAUGGCAAGCAUGCAACAGUCUCUUUCAGGUUGGCUAAAAAAGCAGAUGAGGUUGAUUGGCCUAAUCUCCUGUAUUAUUUUGCAUGGAUAUUCAUUCAGAAAUUUUAUCAAAAGUUAGGGUAGAUGCAACUUUUAUUUUUAGCCCCAACACUUAGCCUAGUAAGCUGUAUUAUUGCACAAUUCGAUGGCGCAGUUUCAAGGCUGUACGAACUGGUCUUUGUUAUUGUAUAAACACACCACAUGAUUACACACAUUAUUUUGUACUUUUUUUCUUAGGGGGUAGAUCAGCUUUAAUAUUGCAGAUAGAUUGUAGCUACCAUAAAUUUAAUUGUCUGCAUAAUUUCCAAUCAUCCAUAUAUUUUUUGGGUAAAUAGAUAUAUUUUUGUAAAUAUCUACAGUGCAUUCGGAAAGUAUUCAGACCCCUUCACUUUUUCCACAUUUUGUUACAUUAGAGCCUUAUUCUAAAAUUGAUUAAAUUGCUUUUUUCCCACAUCAAUCUACACACAAUGCCCCAUAAUGACAAAGCAAAAACAGGUUUCUAGAAAUGUUUGCUAAGGUAUUAAAAAUAAAAAACGGAAAUAUCACAUUUACGUAAGUAUUGAGACCCUUUACUCAGUACUUUGUUGAAGCACCUUUGGCAGCGAUUACAGCCCAAAUCUUCUUGGGUAUGACGCUACAAGCUUGGCACACCUGUAUUUGGGGAGUUUCUCCCAUUAUUCUCCUCAGAUCCUCUCAAGCUCUGUCAGGUUGGAUGGGGAGCAUUGCUGCACAGCUAUUUUCAGGUCUCUCCAGAGAUGUUCGAUCGGGUUCAAGUCCAGGCUCUGGCUGGGCCACUCAAGGACAUUCAGAGACUUGUCCCAAAGCCACUCCUGCGUUGUCUUGACUGUGUGCUUAGGGUCAUUGUCCUGUUGGAAGGUGAACCUUCACCCCAGUCGGAGGUCCUGAGCGCUCUGGAGCAGGUUUUCAUCAAGGAUCUCUCUGUACUUUGCUUCGUUCACCUUUCCCUCGAUCCUGACUAGUCUCCCAGUCCUUGCCCCUGAAAAACAUCCCCACAUCAUUAACCCCCACAUCUGAAUGAUCUCUUGUAUUUAUCUCAACUUGCACAUUAGUUCCCCUUGCUUCCAGCCUAGCAUUUAGUUUGGUACAGUGGGGGUUAAUAUAAGCCUUGCUGUCUACCUGUCCAACCUCUGAAACAAUGUUCCAGCCUGCAUAGCAACCAUUUUGUUUAGAAAGGACCAGUCCUUUUGCAUAGCAACUAUGCAAAAAUAAUUAAGGACUUGAUCAUGGCUGUACCAACAUGACCAAAAUAACUAACAACCCGAUUUUUGUCCGGACUACAUCUUCUGGUGGAAGAAUGAAAUUGUAUGAAUUGACUUGUAAAAAUAACUUUUUAAUUAACAUAUGUAAGUGUAUAAAUAAGGCACAUGAGGCUAUUGUGUCCUGCCGAACAACGCCAUUUACCCGUGACUGUAUUCAUGAUACAGCACUGCCUCGUGUUGCUCAGUUGGUAGAGCUUUGCGCUUGCAACGCCAGGUUUGUGGGUUCGAUUCCCACAGGGGGCCAGUAUGAAAAUGUAUGCACUCACUAAACUGUAAGUCUGCUAAAUGACUAAAAUGUAAAUGCCUCUUGUGCCUUAUUGCUUAAAUAAUCACCACGUGUAAUACGGUUUGGGAAACCACAGAAUUUCUACUUUCAUAUCACCCCAAAAUUAUUUCACAAAUACAAUAGAUACACUUACUGUGCGCCAUUCUAACACAGAUUCCCACGUAUGUGUUUUGCAUUGCACUUCCUGAGCUAAUGGAAACUCAGGAGGGAACAAAAAAUAACAGUCGGCUCGAAGCUGUGUUACACAAAACACCUCAGUGGAAAUCUGUGGUAAACCAGCUAACAGUAACUGCAGAGCUGCCAACUCUCACGCAUUUUACCCUCUUCUCGCGGCACACCUCUUACAUCUCACGCAUUGAAAAGUACUGGUUUUAUUUUUCUAAUUCAUGUUGUGCUCCAAAUCUUUUUGAAAUUGGAACAUAUGCGCCUCCAAUUUAACAUCACGAGCAGAACCUCUAUCACUGUCCUGACUUGCCACACAACUGUGAACGCGGCACAUUGAAGCAUUCUCAUUGGUCUAGUUAUGCAAGGGGUCAAGGGGAUUGGAAGUAUGUUUUAAAGAAACGCCCCUCAAGAUUAGAGCGUAGAGAUGGAGAUAUAUAACGUUAUAAAACUGUAAACAUGUAGCAUGGUAGCGCUGUUUAAUGUACAAUUUGGUCAACAUAAUUAGGUUGCUUUUACUCCCGUCCCUAUUGCAGAAUGCAGUUUUUUUGCAGUCUUUUGACAGCAUGUACUCGUUUGGUGAUUGGCAUUUAGGCUGUGACAACGAAAAGGCAGCAGACAGACCUACAGUAUGUUUUAGCAGGAAGGUUUGGUAGGGUGACGGGAUUUCUAUCUAUGAAAAUAAUUUUGUCAAACAGAUUGUGAACCCAAAAGUGUAAAUUGGAUUUUAGAUGGGGGAUAACACACACAAAAAAAUGUGGUUAGGGCAUAGGGGCAGAUUUAUGUCACCUUGUCUUCAAGAGAUUGUAUUAUCUAUUUAGUCUGAUCAGGUGGAACAAUUCGCAUUCUUAACAAUGGGCUAAAAUAUAGGGUAAUUACUGUUGUUGUCAGCAAGAACACUACUGUUAUCAGCCACACAUAUUAUAUUAUACCAGUUCUUCCCAAUUUUGACAGUGUAAUCACAUAUUUGAAAUCUCAUAUGCCUACUUGUGUCUUUGAAAAUGAAUUAUGAGGCUAUGUAUUUUUGCAGCCAUUCAUGGACAGUUUUGAAUAAGUCAUACAAAUAAGCGUUGGAUAAUAAAUGCUCCAGGAAUCAAAUAUAAUAUGACAUUUUAGUAUUGUGCACAUUCUAGGCAACUCAUAAACGCAUAAUAUUUUGUCUUUGUAGAGUAAGAUGAUGGAUAGGAUCUUCAACUAGUAGGUAUAAACCACCUGAAUAUUGAUAUUCAUUAGAUUUUUCUUGAAGGUUUGGUGAUUUUGAGAAAUUAAUUGUUAUAACAAGUACAUUUUCAAACACCCAGCACUUAGGAAACAUAGAUCAGGGGUGGCCAACCCUCCUGGAGAGCAAGCAGGAUUUUCUUCCAGCCCUUAAAGAUAUCGUUCACUCAAGUUACAAAAUGUUUGUGUCCUUACCUUGAAAGCAGUAUAUGGACAAGGAGACUGCAAUCUAUGAUGUGGUUACCCACUGCCAUCAACCAUAAAUAUGUCCUGUGCAGAGUCUUGGUGUAGUGGAAACACUCCCUGGCACAUGUCACGUGCAACUUUCCACCUGAGAACCACUGUUUCUUAGCAUUUGCCUGUCUCCCUAUCUCAUUUAAUUACUGUCUAAAUAAAGUGUCAAACCACCUAAGAAAUAUUUUGUAAAAAAUAUUAGCGUACUUUAAGUUUCCUCCCCCAAAUAUUGCAAAGUAACAAAGUCGUCCAAUUUUGAGUGUUCAUUUUAAUGUUCAAAGCAUCCUGAAUACACCUGACCUGUGUGUUUUUUAAAUAAAAAUGUAUCCACCCAGGUCAUAGGCCUAAGCCAUGUCAAAAUGCAUAGAAUUGCAGGAAAUUAGUAAAAUCCCCCCCCUCUAGGGGGUUGUGCUAGGAGGCAAUGAAAUUCACAUAGCAAAUCUCACUCCAAGCUUUCAUCAAAAGUUGGCAGCCCUGUAACUGUAUCUUUUAUAUUUGUAAAGUUAUUGUUGGUUGAUAAUGACGUUGAAUGUUCAAGGUUUCCAAAACAAUAUCGCAAUCAAGGCUACAUUUAUUUAUACAUAGAGCGUUUCACACUUGACCAAAUCACCUCAGCUAAUCAAAAGGGGACAUGGAAUUACUCCAAUGUAGCAUUGGAGUCAUGAGAAAGGCUAACCUAACCUAUUACCUGACCCAUCAUUUUAUGUAUUACCGUACUGCCCCUCAGUUGCCCGUAAAGUGACAUCCCAACAAACACCCCAAAAACACUAAACAACCCAAAUGGCUCUUAACCCCCCCCCCCCAGGCAUGCUUUCUGUCUCUAACACUAAAACUGAAACUGAAACGAAAUAAUAUAAAAAAUAUAUUUAUAUUUAGUUUUUAUAUUAUUUCGUUUCAGUUUCAGUUUAAACUAAUUAAAAACCAGCAACUGAAACAAAACUGAAUUCAAAAUAAAAAUGGAAAAACUAAUAGAAACAAAAACGAAUAUAAAAACACAAACGACAAUAAACUUGGCCCAGACAUUAUACAUUUGGUUCGGGCCGGGUAGGGCAUGUUCUUUCAUCCAUGACUAGUGUACGGGCACUAACAUUUACAAACUAAGCCAUUUGCUCGUGCUCUGCUGCGCAGUACAUUCAUAUCUGACUAAGCUCAUAACAUGGUUUCAGAAGUGCUUCAACCUCGUCAAAUAUAAAACAGGAAAGAUUAUUUCACGGAAAAUAAUAAUGUUCCUUGAGUUUUGUCAGAGUUUAGAGUGACGAAAAGUAUUUAACAGCGAACUGCUUUCUCAUGUCACGUCAUUGAGCAGAGCAGCCCAAGCGGAGCCGUUGCUAUGGAUACUCACAGACGCAGAGACGCCAUGAGCAGAGCACAUGCAGUGUGAGGUGCGUGCAGGGAGCGAGUGACAGACCGAGAGGAGUAGUUCAUGGAAUAAGUGAUUUCUGGUUUCGGGCAGGGCCUUAAAUUUGGCUGAAGCAAACCAAAUCAGCCCCACCACUAUCCAUCCCAGCCCAUGGCCUGCCUAAACCUGAGAGCAUGCUGGCCACACUGAGUGGUGCAAAGACCCCUGGCCACAGUGUGUAGCUGUCACGCCGUGGCAACUCCAUCAGACACCACCAGGGUUUUCUACAGGAGGGCUACACCCAGUACCACACUGACAAAUACCACGAUAAUGACCCCAAUGUGAGUCUCCAACACUGCUGCUGUUCCCCAUGCUGCUGCUCCCCAGUCGUUUCAGAACUGUAUUUGGUGUCAUAUCACUUGUCAUGUCACUUUGUGGCAAAUGUAUCUGUAAAUAUUGCUAGACAUAACAAUUCAUAGAUUAGUUGAAAGAUAGAUUGAUAUAUUUUUGUGUCUCUCGUCUCCAGGGCAUAAUCAACAUGGGCACCAGUGAGAACAAGCUGUGCUAUGAUCUGCUUCACAAACGGGUGAGAGAGGGGGGAGAAGAGAGGGGAUGGAGAGAGGUUCAUGUGGUUGCUCCACAUUGCUUAUCACCAGUGGUGGAAAAAGUACCCAAUUGUCAUACUUGAGUAAAAGUAAAGAUAACUUAAUAGAAAAUGACUCAAGUAAAAGUGAAAGUCAUCAAGUAAAAUACUACUAGAGUAAAAGUCUAAAAGUCUUUGGUUUAAAACAUACUUAAGUAUCAAAAGUAAAAGUAAUUGCUAAAAUAUGCUUAAGUAUUGAAAGUGAAAGUAAAUGUAUAAAUCAUUUCAAAUUCCUUAUUUUAAGCUAACCAGACUGCACCAUUUUCUUGUUUUUUUAAUUUAUGGAUAGCCAGGGGCAUACUCCAACACUCAUACAUAUUUUACAAACAAAGCAUUUGUGUUUAGUGAGUCUGUCAGAUCAGAGGCAGUAGAGAUGCCAGGGAUGUUCUCUUGAUAAGUGUGUGAAUUGGACCAUCUUCCUGUCCUGCUAAGCAUUCAAAAUGUAACUAGUACUUUUCGGUGUCAGGGAAAAUGUAUGGAGUAAAAAGUACAUUUUCUUUAGGAAUGUAUUGAAGUAAAGUUGUCAAAAAUACGAAUACUAAAGUAAAGUACAGAUACACCCCAAAACUACUUAAGUAGUACUUUAAAGUAUUUUUACUUAAGUACUUUACACCACUGCUUAUCACUGACUUUGUCAAUCAGAAUGAUAAACCAUUGUCAUGUGUUAUUUGAAAAGGAUGGUUAUGGUACAUGUAUUCAUUAGAGGCAUUUAAACUACAAUUCAAUAACAUGUUUAUUACACAGAAGGAAGAUGUUUAUUAGAGCAGCGAUUAGGAUGAUGGUAGGGUAAAAAUGGUGAGGAUGAUGAUGAUGAUGACGAUAUCCCCUCUGUAACGAGAGAAGAGGUGUCCAGGUUCCUGUCUCACAACUGUGGUUCCCCCGACCCACUGAGAGCAGACAAGGUGAGUGAACUGAGCUCUCCUCAGCCCUUAUAGUACUGUAUAAUGGCUCUAGUCUAGUGUAUAAUCCUGGCCUUUAAGAAUCCUGGCCUUUAAGGAAUGCUGUGAUUGCUAGACUACUUCAUUAUAUUAUUACUGUAUUAUAAGUAUAGCGACUCAUUUAGGCUUGUGAUAGCAGUGGACUCGACUCAAUUAAUGACUUUCAUUAACCAAAUUAAUGACAGUAAAAGUGCUUAGGCUCACAGAAAACUGAUUGCAUUCGUCAAUGACUGUAGGCUAUUAAUCUAUGGGUAUGAAUAGUUAAAGACUGCGGCGGCCGCUGAUUGGCUGAAUACCCGGGGCGCAAGGUGGUUGGAGUUGUCAACAAAGCAGCGUGAAAGAAAUAUAAUGGCACGUUUUUUAACUACCGGUAGUUUCUUUGAGAAGAUAUAUAAAGUGAUAUGUACAUUUGAACAACAGAAUAAAUACACCUAUUUCACUUUUGCAUUUCAAAAACCAAAUGACCACUGCUGCACAUGUUGCCACUGUUUUGAACAGAUUAGAUUAUACUAUUUAGAAUGAGCAGCCAGCUCAUGAACGAACAAGUUCACCAGGGAGAAAGGUCGUCACUAGUUACCACAGCUACAAAGUCGUAAAGCGUGCCUAUUUCAAAAAUGUCUCUUCUUAUGUGAUUUUAAACCUAACCCUAACCCUAACAUUAACCACACUGCUAACCUUAUGCCUAACCCUAACCUUAAAUCAAGACCAAAAAGCCAAUUUUGACUUUGUGGCUGUGGAAACCAAGGAGAACGCAACAAGCAUACAGAUGCAAUGAGUGAAAACAUAUAAUCAAACUGGGGAAAGCUAGCUAACAUAAUAUCACAAAGCAUGAUGCGCUAGCCAGGUAACUUUCAUUCUGAAAUAACUUCAUAUUUCCGAGUUAACCCCUUAGAGUCGAUGCCCAUGGAAAUCUAGUUAGCAUAAUACAAAAAUGCCCAUAAAAAUCAGCCUAUUUAAGAUGCGUUUCAAUCCACCACAUCCGCCGAUGUCGGCCUUCCGCAUCUGCGGUGGAAGGUGGCAGAGCUACAUCGGUGUUUGUCAGACCAGGAGACGUCCCGAAAAUCGGUUGGUUUGGCCUACAAAUUAUUAUGACCCCUAUAUGGAAAGAUGAGACUCUUGCGAACACAAUGGUGUUCUCCGUUUUUGCUCUACGACCUACAAGCGUCACAGAACUCGUCUGAAGUCGGUACCGCUGAUCUGCCAACUUCUGCCUGUAGCGUCCGAACAGUUUGGGCUACACAAACUUUCUCUAUGGAAGGUGAGACCCUCACGCUCACGAACAUGUCAGUUGUUUUGCUCUAGGACUCCUACAAUCAUCACAAGGCUCGUCUGAAUGUAGCCCGGUACAAGUUGAACAAAUGAUUGGAAGUACAGUAUAUGGAAGUAGUUUAGUGCCUAAAAAAAGGGGUUAAAUAUGGACUUCCUUAUAUCUCACUUAAAAACAUGAUUUUUGAAUCUGUUCAUACCGAACAGCUAGAGCGACAACUAAAAUGGCUUUGAAAAAAAUACGAUUUCAGCUAAUAGGGGGACGUAUCUAACAAAAUAACUACAUUAUGGCAUUCACUAAUCGUAAACUAUUUACAUAUAAUAGACAUUUCGGUACAUUUGUGGACAAAAUUCUUACUUACUCAAUCUUUAAAUUAUGAAGAAUGUUUUUACUCAUAAAGCUAGUUUCUUAUUUGUGUGUGUUUGUGUGUGUGUGGGUUCAGGUUGUGGUGAUGAAUGGCUGUGGCUCCCUCUUCUCCUCCAUAACCACAGUGCUUUGUGACCCGGAAGGUUAGUUCAACUCACUUAAAGUACACUCAAAGAGUAUGUCCAGUUGUUUCACCUAUGGAUUGCAUAAUAUAACUUAACCUUUAAAUAUCACCCAUGCCCUAUCAUACUGUGAAAGACAUGGUAUUGUAUUUAAUUAAUGGAUUUGAUUUGUCAACUUUAAUUGAGUAUGUUAGAGAGGUGUACUCAGACUCAGUGUUUGUGUUUUAGAUGCAAUCCUUAUUUCAACGCCAUUCUAUGGAGUCAUCCCUGAGGAUGUGCAUCUCUACAGUGGUGCUCCGGUCUCUUCCAUGUUCACCUCGACUGUGAGGUAGGGCUUAAUUCUUAACAUAAUAUACGGUAUACCAUAUACCACCCUGUAUUGUUGUAUUUGUUGUGUGCUUAUUGUGUCUGUUUUUAGCCUUGUGGCAGUCGGCCUUUCCACCUCACUGUGGAAAGACUGGAGGAAGCUAUGAGGAAGGCAACUAGCGAGGUAACCCCCCCCCCCCAACAUAAUAGUUUUCAAUUUAUAAAUGAAGAUACAGGCACUAGAAUCAUCAUUGGUAUAACUGUCCCUUGUUGUGUUCCUGCCAGGGGGUGAAUGUCAGAGCCGUGAUCCUGGUGAACCCCCAUAACCCCCUGGCUGAGGUCUACUCCCCUCCGGAGAUUACUGGCUUCCUGGAGUUUGCCAAGAGGUACAUUUCUUCCUCACAUCAUAUUUCCAUAUUGUACAAUAUGUUUUCCCUCAGCGCAUAGAGCAUCCAAGUAUCAUGACUGUAAUUUUAUUGUAAAGUACAACUAAGGGUUGAGGACUCUCCCAAAAGCAUCCGUUGUAGUCUAAGUGGUGAUCUCAGCAUUAGCACCCUCUACAGACCUACCCAUGCACUGAGUUGCAGUAACCAUAAACCAGCGAUGUUCUAUUACACACUGCUCCCUCAGGUUGCCUACUGAUAGAGUGCUUUUAAUGCCUGCUUGCAUUGCCUGUGUAAUAAAGAACAAUAAACAUCUUAAAACAGUGCAAUACAAAUUCAUAAUAAUUAUUUUCAAUUUUUCUCCCUGUUCUCUCCAUUCCUUCCCCCUGUCUCAGGCAUGAGUUGCACACCAUUGUAGAUGAGGUGUACGUGCUGACGGUGUUUGAAGAAACAGCCACCUUCCACAGGGACCUUAGCAUGGAGAGGUAUGACAAACACACAAACCCUUCCUAUUGAAUGUACAUUAACAAUGGGGUGCUUCCAGGUUGCUGGACCACCAGAGAACAUAUGUGAUGUGUUCUCUUCAGCAAGUCUAAAGUGAGUGUGUGUUCGUGCGUGUGCCUGCACAUGCAUACAGUGCAUUCGGAAAGUAUUCAGACCCCUUGACAUUUUCCACAUUCUAUUACGUUACAGCCUUAUUCUAAAAUGGAUUAAAUAGUAUUUUUCCCCUCAUCAAUCUACACACAAUACCCCAUAAUGACAAAGCAAAAACAGGUUUCAUACAAAUAUUCAUUUUCAGAACUUUGUAAUCAACUCAGCUACUCAAUCUUUGUGUGAAGUCGCACCCUGUUUGGGGAGUUUCAUUCACUCAAUCUUCACCUGCAGGUUAUGGCGCUUUUUCAGUCUCGAGAUUUCGUCGGUUCAGCCACCUGGGCCACUCAAGGACAUUCAGAGACUUGUCCCAAAGCCACUCCUGCGUUGUCUUGACUGUGUGCUUAGGGUCAUUGUCCUGUUGGAAGGUGAACCUUCACCCCAGUCGGAGGUCCUGAGCGCUCUGGAGCAGGUUUUCAUCAAGGAUCUCUCUGUACUUUGCUUCGUUCACCUUUCCCUCGAUCCUGACUAGUCUCCCAGUCCUUGCCCCUGAAAAACAUCCCCACAUCAUUAACCCCCACAUCUGAAUGAUCUCUUGUAUUUAUCUCAACUUGCACAUUAGUUCCCCUUGCUUCCAGCCUAGCAUUUAGUUUGGUACAGUGGGGGUUAAUAUAAGCCUUGCUGUCUACCUGUCCAACCUCUGAAACAAUGUUCCAGCCUGCAUAGCAACCAUUUUGUUUAGAAAGGACCAGUCCUUUUGCAUAGCAACUAUGCAAAAAUAAUUAAGGACUUGAUCAUGGCUGUACCAACAUGACCAAAAUAACUAACAACCCGAUUUUUGUCCGGACUACAUCUUCUGGUGGAAGAAUGAAAUAGUAUGAAUUGACUUGUAAAAAUAACGUUUUAAUUAACAUAUGUAAGUGUAUAAAUAAGGCACAUGAGGCUAUUGUGUCCUGCCGAACAACGCCAUUUACCCGUGACUGUAUUCAUGAUACAGCACUGCCUCGUGUUGCUCAGUUGGUAGAGCUUUGCGCUUGCAACGCCAGGUUUGUGGGUUCGAUUCCCACAGGGGGCCAGUAUGAAAAUGUAUGCACUCACUAAACUGUAAGUCUGCUAAAUGACUAAAAUGUAAAUUCUUCCUGGGUAUGGCGCUACAAGCUUGGCACACCUGUAUUUGGCGAGUUUCUUCCAUUCUCCGCAGAUCCUCUCAAGCUCUGUCAGCUUGGAAAGGGAAUGUCACUGCACAGCUAUUUUCAGGUCUCUCCAGAGAUGUUAGAUCGGGUUCAAGUCUGGGCUCUGGCUGGGCCACUCAAGGACAUUCAGAGACUUGUCCCGAAUCCACUCCUGCGUUGUCUUGACUGUGUGCUUAGAGUUGUUGUCCAAUUGGAAGGUGAACCUUUGCCCCAGUCUAAGGUCCUGAGUGCUCUGGAGCAGGUUUUCAUCAAGGAUCUCUCUGCACUUUCCUCCAGUCAUCUUUCCCUCGAACCUGACUAGUCUCCCAGUCCCUGCCGCUGAAAGAAAUCCCCACAGCAUGAUGCUGCCACCACCAUGCUUCACUGUAGGGAUGGUGCCAGGUUCCCUCCAGACGUGGCAUUUAGGCCAAAGAGUUAAAACUUGGUGUCAUCAGACCAGAGAAUCUUGUUUCUCAUGGUCUGAGAGUCCUUUAGGUGCCUUUUGGCAAACUCCAAGCGGGCUAUCAUGUGCCUUUUACUGAGGAGUGGCUUCCGUCUGGCCACUCUACCAUGAAGGCCUGAUUGGUGGAGUGCUGCAGAUAUGGUUGUCCUUCUGGAAGGUUCUCCCAUCUCCCCAGAGGAACUCUGGAGCUCUGUCAGAGUGACCAUCGGGUUCUUGGUCGCCUCCCUGACCAAGGCCCUUCUCCCCCGAUUGCUCAGUUUAGCCGGGCGGCCAGCACAAUCCUGUCUCUGAGCUCUAUGGACAAUUCCUCAUGGAUUGGUUUUUGCUUUGACAUGCACUGUCAACAGUGGGACCUUAUAUAGACAGGUGUGUGCCUUUCCAAAUCAUGUCCAAUCAAUUGAAUUUACCACAGGUGGACUCCAAUCAAGUUGUAGAAACAUCUCAAGGAUGAUCAAUUGAAACAGGAUGCACCUGAGCUCAAUUUCCAGUCUCAUAGCAAAGGGUCUGAAUACUUAUGUAAAUUAGGUAUUUCUGUUUUUUAUGAUUAAUACAUUUGCUAAAAAUUCAAAAAACCUGUUUUCGCUUUGUCAUUAUGGGGUAUUGUGUGUAGAUUGAUAAAAAAAGUCAAGGGGUCUGAAUAAGAAUAAGGCUGUAACAUAUCAAAAUGUGUAAAAAGUCAAGGGGUCUGAAUACUUUCCGAAUGCACUGUAUGUGAGUGUGUGAGUGCGUGAGCAUACGUGUCUGAAUGUGUUUGUACGUACAUGUUGUUGUGGGGACUAUCUGGGGGUUAUCUGGCCCUCCUAUUAUUUUCACCCCGUCUCAUUUGUGUUGUCCUUGUGCAGGACUUUGCGAUAG